Messenger RNA from Ostrea edulis (European flat oyster), 1011 nucleotides. RefSeq names its product toll-like receptor 5. Gene Ontology annotation, molecular function: transmembrane signaling receptor activity. NCBI's taxonomy places the organism in Eukaryota, Metazoa, Mollusca, Bivalvia, Ostreida, Ostreidae. Gene Ontology annotation, cellular component: membrane. The coding region runs from base 1 to 789 and encodes 262 amino acids. The record is from RefSeq and is a predicted model, not a curated record. The transcript has a single exon. Gene Ontology annotation, biological process: toll-like receptor signaling pathway; immune response.
AUGGAGGAUUUCAGUGAUGACUUGAACGUCACAGUCUCGAAGGGACUAAACGGACGAAAAGACAUAUUUAGAAGAAGAAAACGCGCCAUUGAUAUUUCGUACGUUGAUAAUCUACCGUCGGCCGACAACACUAAAGAAGUAGGUACACAUUCCUCCAAUGUUAAGUCCUGGGACAUUAGUGCAGUGUUGUCGGGAUGUUUACUCGUCACUACUGUCAUUACCCUGGUUUUCUUUGUGGUGUUUAGGAAGAGAAUGGACUAUCGAAUGUAUCGAAUAAGGCGACGUCUUGAACGGCGAAAGCGUCCCCGUCCGGGAGAACAGUCCUUAUUGGAGGAAAAACACUAUGACGUAUAUUUGUCGUAUGCAGAAAGUGACUAUCCAUGGGUGUUGAACCAUUUACUUCCGCAUAUUGACAGCGGAGAGUUUGAUGAAAACAAGGCUUUUGAAGGCAAAUUUAAAACGUAUUUCAGUGACAGAGACGCACAACCAGGAAAACGCGAACUGGAAAUUGUGUGCGAUAACAUUGAACAGAGUAGAAAAAGUAUAGUAGUUUUAUCCGGAAACUACAAACAGAAGCCAUUACACACGCUAGAAUUGGAAUAUAUGUUGAUGUGCAAAGAAAAUUUGGUCAUUCAGGAAAUCAUCCUUGUUAUGACGGAAGAAUUGAACUUCGAACAAAUUCCCGAAGUUCUCCAUCCUCAAAUAAAGAAAGAGAAGGUUCUACAAUGGGAAAAUGACAAAAUGAAGGAAAGGAAGUUUCUUAAAGAUUUGAUACAGGCUCUGAAUUAACAUAUACCUCAUUUGACUCUUCAAUGGAUUCAAGAAGAGAAAGACUAUAUCUGUCAAGCUCAUUCUUAACUGAAAUUUGGUUAUUUAGAGUGGUGCUGCGAGAUUUAGAUAAAGCAAUAUCGCUCGAUGAAGAGUAAAGCGUAACUUAUUCUAAAUCGAGCUUUAAAACUACAUUUAAUUACUUACAAUCAUUGCUAAAACGGGUUUCUUUCUUCUUUUUUU